Molecule: messenger RNA, 1037 nt
Organism: Silurus meridionalis
Lineage: Eukaryota; Metazoa; Chordata; Actinopteri; Siluriformes; Siluridae
Product: tumor necrosis factor receptor superfamily member 14-like
Exons: 8
Coding region: 265-864 (199 amino acids)
Biological process (GO): positive regulation of peptidyl-tyrosine phosphorylation; defense response to Gram-negative bacterium; negative regulation of alpha-beta T cell proliferation
Cellular component (GO): external side of plasma membrane
Molecular function (GO): protein binding
Source: RefSeq, a predicted model, not a curated record
AACGCGAUUUUUUAUUUACGUAAUAGAAAAUUCGGAUUAACUUCUGGGUUUUUUUUUAGUUAAGAUAAAAUAAAGAAUAUACAGGGAAAACAGUAGUUAAACUGGUUAUUGAGGGGAAAAUUCCGUCUACUGUGUCUGUGGAAAAAGUCGUGAAAAUUGAGGACUUCAAGACGAAAGAAGGGACUUUCCUAAGAAAGACAAAGAAAACGGCACUACCGCGACCACACGGGUUUAUUGGUUGAAUUCUUCUUCUCUCUAAAGAUAAUGAAAUCCACGUUUCUGCCACUUUAUUUGUACAUAAUCGGUUUUUACGCUUGUAACACAUUUGGAGCAUCAUGCAGGCAUGGUGAAUAUUUAUCAACAGCUGGAGAAUGUUGUCCAAUGUGUAACAUAGGUUUGGUGGUUUUCAAAGACUGUGUUGGUGAUUACAGUACAACAUGUAUUCCUUGUACUAAAGGAACAUUCAUGAAUGUGCCUAAUGGUGUAAACACUUGUAAAACAUGUAAAACCUGUGGCAGAGGGCUUUAUAUUUUGCAAAACUGUAGCACAAUAAAGGACACAGUCUGUGAGGUCUUAGAUGGGUAUUACUGUGCACAGCACUCAGAUGGAGAAUGUUCUCUUGCAAUUAAACACAGUGAGUGUAAACCAGGAGAACAAAUAAAAACUCCAGGCACGAGGGUCUCAGACACAGUUUGUGAAACAUGUCUACCAGGAUUUUAUUCUCUUGAAGGUGUGAGAUGCAUUAAAUGGACUGACUGUUCACUCAAUAAUGAGAUUGUGGAUGAAGAAGGCACUUCCAUUACAGAUGUUAAAUGCAAACCAACAAGGAGGAGAUCUGGCCUUUUGCAGCUUUUGUUCUUAUAGCAGCUUUUUUCAUACCUGCAGUUUCUUUUCUUUCAAUAUUACUUUUAAAGUGGCGGCUCAUUAGGCACAGAAGAAACAGAAAUAACAGAAAAUUAAGACAAAGGGGAUCUCUACAGUUUCCCACAGAGGAAACAAAUCCUAGUAAUUCAGGUUCAUCAUCAUCCAGUAAAGUG